UCUCCUCUACCUGGCAGCAUCCUACCAUCAACAAGAGUAAACAUUUGUAGAGGAAAUUGUAUCAGUGUUGAAAUCAGCCAAAAGCAAGCCAACUCGGGAAUCUGAAAUCACGCAAAUAUGUUACCAGGGUACAGUUUGUCGAAGCAUGGCCGAUAAUGUGCUUAGUUUAGAUGACAUAAUCAAGAAAUCCAAAAUUUCAGCAAUGAAAGGCCGCGGGUCGAGAAGAGGCAUCAACCGAGGUACUCUACGAACUAACGUAUCUUCGAGAGGUCGAGGAGGGCCGGUCAUUGCGGAUGCUAGAUUCAAAAUCAUCCAAAAGAAUCGUGAGAAACUCACUGAUGCUCGAGAUAAACUAGCUCAAAUAGCCAAGCAGUCUGAUGCCAGGUUGAAGUUGGACAAAUUACGUGCCACUCAUUUGAAAACUGUCGAUUUACCUCUCAGUGGAAUUUCUCGUCAAACGGGCCUCAAUGGUCGAAUUACAUUGACGACCAAUAAGCUUCAUAAUAAAACGAUGCACCCGAUUCCGGCUACAAAUUAUUUGGCGCCAGGUUCUAGAGCUAUGGAGUACAGGGCACCGCCCAUGGUCGAAACUUCAUACGCUGAUGAUAUGGAAAUGAACUUCAAUGAUGAUUACAUGAUGGAUUCAACACCUCUAAGGCGGACUGUCAACAAUGAAUAUGUGCCUGUGCCACCUCCACCACCACCUUCAUUCAACUUAUCCCCGACCAAUGAAUACACUUGGGUGAAGCUGCCUGGUAGUAGUCUUGGAAGGAUGGGUUCUUCUAGACCAGUUGAGGUUCAGAGACCACGUGACUUUAAAAUUGUGGCUCGUACUUCAAUGGGUAAACCAAUGGUUACUUCAAAGAGCGAUUGGAGUUUUGGAUCAAAAGCAAGAACCAUAUUGACCGAAGAUACUAUAAAUGACAGAUACCUGGACAUCAGGGGUCGUAGAGACGUUGGUGUUAAAUCGCGACUGGAUUCAUUACCAAAUAAACCUCGAACCAUGGGUAUUUUAUCUCGUCCAAAGUCUAGCUCAAAUUCGACGUCAGUAACGACUGGUUAUCGAAUCGUUGUAUCAAAUCUCCAGGCCAAUGUAACUCAGGAGGAUAUAAAGGAACUGUUCGAGGACGUCGGAGAAUUGUUGGUGUCCAGGUUAGUGCGCCCAGGCACAGCUGAGGUGAUUUACAAGACAUUAAAAGAUGCAACGAAAGCGGUGGAAACUUAUCACAAUCGGCAACUGGAUGGACAUCCUAUGAAAUGUUUAUUAGUUAAUCCACGACCAAAAAAUAAUCCAACUGGUCCAGCAGUUAGGCCAUUGCCCGAAACAAGACGGAGUGCGAGUUCAAGUUAUGUGCAGCCUAGUCUUGGCGCAGUCCAUCGUGCACUAUUUGAUGACUGAACAAUAAACUACAUAUUUGAAGCAUCAUGAAUUCGAUACAAAAUAUAUUUAUAAUUCAUGAAUUACGCAUACACCAAUUCGGUAUACAAAUGAUGUUAAAGCGCAUCACUGCUGCGACGCAUCGCAAUGAUUGUGAUUGAAAAAUUUUAUUACUUCAUGCCUCGUGAUUGUUAGAAGUAUGAAAUACUAAUGAGUAUUGAACACUUGAAUAUAAACUCGAACAAAGGGAUAAAAGACUUUGAACGAAGAUAGAAGAUGAAACUGCUCUUAGUAGUUGGUAUAACUUCAUACCAUCCUCGACUCAUGAACCGAUCAACAUCGAUUCAUCAUUCAUUUCACAUUUAACGAUUACUAUGUUGAAAGCUAGGUAUACAUUACUGUACGUCACGCCUGUAGCGAUUGUACAAUAAAAAUGCAUAACAUAA
This is a messenger RNA of Neodiprion fabricii, 1824 nucleotides long. RefSeq lists its product as uncharacterized. Gene Ontology annotation, biological process: mRNA export from nucleus. Bases 146 to 1399 code for a protein of 417 amino acids. Gene Ontology annotation, cellular component: nucleus. Gene Ontology annotation, molecular function: mRNA binding. Lineage: Eukaryota; Metazoa; Arthropoda; Insecta; Hymenoptera; Diprionidae. The transcript has 8 exons. The record is from RefSeq and is a predicted model, not a curated record.